Trichoplax adhaerens is the source of this 480-nucleotide messenger RNA. RefSeq lists its product as uncharacterized. The transcript is spliced from 7 exons. Lineage: Eukaryota; Metazoa; Placozoa; Uniplacotomia; Trichoplacea; Trichoplacidae. The record is from RefSeq and is a predicted model, not a curated record. The annotation marks the transcript as partial.
GUGUACUGUACACUGUACACUGUACACUGUGUAGUAUAUUCUGUUAGUGUACUGUACACUGUACACUGUGUAAUAUAUUCUGUUGUAUGCAGAGACUGUACUGUACACUGUACACUGUGUAAUAUAUUCUGUUUACAGUACAGUAUGUACUGUAGAAUGUUCCAUUUAGAGUGUACUGUACUGUACUGUACUGUACUGUACACUGUAGUGUACUGUACUGUACUGUACUGUACUGUACACUGUGUAAUACAGUACAGUAUAUUCUGUUGUACAUGUACUGUACACUGUACACUGUGUAAUAUAUUCUGUUGUAUGCAGACUUGCAGAGACGUACAACUCACAAAUGUGUACUGUACAGUGUACAGUGUACAGUACAUACUGUACAAUACACUGUAUCACCAAGGUUGCAGCUCGGAGACUAACAUCGUCAUGGACGAAACCCGAAUAAUUUACUGCAGACAAUUUACCGUAUUAAAUUAA